This is a messenger RNA of Scheffersomyces coipomensis, 1565 nucleotides long. It is a transcript of the gene ARP2, whose product is annotated as actin-related protein 2. Gene Ontology annotation, molecular function: actin filament binding. The coding region runs from base 207 to 1385 and encodes 392 amino acids. Gene Ontology annotation, cellular component: Arp2/3 protein complex; actin cortical patch. NCBI's taxonomy places the organism in Eukaryota, Fungi, Ascomycota, Pichiomycetes, Serinales, Debaryomycetaceae. Gene Ontology annotation, biological process: Arp2/3 complex-mediated actin nucleation. The transcript is spliced from 2 exons. The record is from RefSeq and is a predicted model, not a curated record.
UGUAGGCUAUAACUCUUUUGGUCGUGCACUUUUGCCCAAAUUCUGAUUUAGGAGAAAAAAACGCUCCAGCUAUCAGUUGUUGGUUUAACACAGACAGAGGAAACAUCAACCCUUCCAAUCCCCAAAGAUCAAUUCAUUACAAAUAAUCAAGGGAUACGAAUCAAUUGAUCCCAAUAUCAUAAUAUAAAGAGAUUUAUUAGAUAAAUAUGAGUGAACAACCAAUUGUCCUUGAUCAAGGUACAGGGUUUGUGAAAAUUGGUAGAGCCGGUACCAAUUUCCCUGAUCAUACUUUUCCAUCUAUUGUUGGUAGACCAAUAUUAAGAGCUGAAGAAAGAAAUAUUCUUGUCCCUGAUGAUCUUGAAAUUAAAGAUAUAAUGUGUGGUUCAGAAGCUAGUGAUGUAAGAUCAUUAUUACAAAUCAGUUAUCCAAUGGAAAAUGGUAUUAUCAAGAAUUGGGAAGAUAUGGAACAUUUAUGGGAUUAUGCCUUUUAUGAAAGAUUAAAAAUACCUACUCAAGGUAAGAAAAUUUUAUUAACUGAACCACCAAUGAAUCCUUUAAAAAAUAGGGAAACUAUGUGUAACGUUAUGUUUGAAAAAUAUCAAUUCGGUGGUGUGUAUGUAGCCAUCCAAGCUGUGUUAGCAUUAUAUGCUCAAGGUUUAAGUUCUGGUGUGGUUGUUGAUUCAGGUGAUGGUGUUACUCAUAUUGUUCCAGUAUAUGAAUCUGUUGUUUUAAAUCAUUUGACUAGAAGAUUGGAUGUUGCAGGUAGAGAUGUAACAAGAAAUUUAAUAAACUUAUUAUUACGUCGUGGGUAUGCAUUUAAUAGAACAGCUGAUUUUGAAACAGUUCGUCAAAUCAAAGAAAAAUUAUGUUAUGUUUCUUAUGAUUUAUCAUUAGAUAGUAAAUUAGCUCAAGAAACUACUACUUUAGUUGAAUCAUAUGAAUUACCAGAUGGUAGAGUUAUAAAAGUUGGUUCUGAAAGAUUUGAAGCUCCAGAAUGUUUAUUCCAACCUCAUUUAGUAGAUGUUGAACAACCUGGUGUUGGUGAAACUUUAUUCAAUGUUAUUCAAAGUGCUGAUCUUGAUGUUAGAACUUCAUUAUAUAAAGCUAUUGUCUUAUCAGGUGGUUCAUCAAUGUAUCCUGGAUUACCUUCGAGAUUAGAAAAAGAAAUAAAACAAUUAUGGUUAACUAAAGUCUUAAAGGGUGAUGCUACAAGAUUAGAUAAAUUCAAAGUAAGAAUUGAAGAUCCACCAAGAAGAAGACAUAUGGUUUUCAUCGGUGGUGCUGUUUUAGCUAAUAUAAUGGCAGAUAAAGAUCAUAUGUGGAUUUCAAAACAAGAAUGGGAAGAACAAGGUCCUCGUGUGUUAGAAAAGUUAGGACCACGUUGAAAUAGGUGAGCAUAUUCUUAUAAUCAUACAUUAAGUCAAACCCCCCUAAAAGUUAAUCUAUUUUGUUUUUUAUAUUUACAUCUAUACUUUAAAAAAAGAAUUAUGACUAGAAAUGAAGUAAAAAAAAAAAAGAAAAUUGUAACAAUGCAAUAAGAUAAAUAAGACAAUAUGUAAAGGAUG